AUGAAUCAUAUGAAGGCAAACUGGGCCAGACUUUGUGGCAGACAAACUAUCAAUGAGCGUAAUAGAAACCAACCUAGAGGGCAGAUUCCGCUGUACGCUUUGAAGGUUGGAGGAAGACCCAAAACCCAAGGAGCGAGCUCAGCGAAUAUCUCAGGAAACAUCGCGGCCGCACGGGCCGCAGCGGCUGGAACUGGUGAGGAUUUGGACCUUGAAGCAUACUUUAGCGAUUUAGACGACCAGCAAGAGCGGAAUGAGCUUUCGAGUUUGCUUGAAAGUUCGGAAGAGGAGUCUCCAGCCCCGACUGUUGAGACUAAGGCGCAUAUGGAGGGAGCGCUCGCGGCGGGAGAAAAUAUACUUACCGAGGGAGGUACUAGUGAUGUGCCUUCGAAGAGACGUGGCGAUGGCGGUGAUAGCGACGAUGAUCAGCCCCGAGCAAAAAGAAGACCAAUUUCUGCAAGGAAAACGGGCUCGGGGAGAAAACAGGAGUGA
Messenger RNA from Penicillium cosmopolitanum, 489 nucleotides. RefSeq lists its product as uncharacterized. The transcript has a single exon. Bases 1 to 489 code for a protein of 162 amino acids. The record is from RefSeq and is a predicted model, not a curated record. Lineage: Eukaryota; Fungi; Ascomycota; Eurotiomycetes; Eurotiales; Aspergillaceae.